Messenger RNA from Aspergillus nidulans FGSC A4, 1509 nucleotides. It is a transcript of the gene trm61, whose product is annotated as tRNA 1-methyladenosine methyltransferase subunit GCD14. Lineage: Eukaryota; Fungi; Ascomycota; Eurotiomycetes; Eurotiales; Aspergillaceae. Gene Ontology annotation, molecular function: tRNA (adenine(58)-N1)-methyltransferase activity. The record is from RefSeq and is a predicted model, not a curated record. Bases 1 to 1509 code for a protein of 502 amino acids. Gene Ontology annotation, cellular component: tRNA (m1A) methyltransferase complex; nucleus. Gene Ontology annotation, biological process: tRNA methylation. The transcript has a single exon.
AUGCCUUCUCCGUUCCUAUCUCCAAGCGCCCAUUCCCAGCUGGACCAGCUCGCCCUCCUCCAUCUCCGCCGCGACAAUACCAUCCCGGCCAUCCUCCGACUUCAUGAUGAGGAAAACCUAGGCUACAAAGAAGGGAACGUGACAAACACACGAUUCGGCUCGUUUCCGCACAGCACCCUUUUUGACAAACCAUGGGGCUCCCAAAUUAUAGCUUCCAAAGUCGACACUGGCUCCCGCGGCCGCGCCCAACUCAAGAAGCGCAAAGCAAACCAGCUUGAUUCCGCCAGCGGCACUGGCGGCGAUGAAGAUGGCACUGAAAGCAGCAAGCUAACACGCGAGGCGCCCGUCGCUGCAGCAAGCGGCUUCCUCCACAUCCUCUGCCCAACCCCCGAACUCUGGACGGCGUCUCUUCCCCACCGCACGCAAGUUGUCUAUACCCCCGACUACAGCUACGUCCUGCACCGGCUCGGCGUGCGGCCAGGCUCCACGCUCAUCGAAGCCGGCGCUGGAAGUGGUUCUUUCACACACGCCGCUGUCCGCGCCGUCUUCAACGGAUACCCGGACAUUACACCACCACCGACAAAGCGCCGCCGCCGUCUAGGCAAAGUAUGCAGCUUUGAGUUCCACGCGCAACGUGCGGGAAAGAUUCGCGACGAGAUCCACGACCACGGUCUUGACGGCCUCGUUGAAGUAACCCACCGCGACGUCUACCAAGACGGAUUCCUCCUCAAUGACCCUGACGGCAAACCAUCCACAUCCCCUAAGGCAAACGCUAUUUUCCUCGACCUGCCCGCCCCCUGGCUCGCGCUCAAACAUCUCGUCCGUAACUCGCCGUCUGGCGCCGAAUCACCCCUUGACCCAAAUACGCCUGUCCAUAUCUGCACGUUUUCUCCAUGCAUGGAACAAGUUCAACGAACUAUCAGCGCGCUGCGCCAGAACGGCUGGCUGCAUAUUUCAAUGGUUGAGCUGCAGCACCGCCGGAUAGAGGUGAAGCGCGAGAAGACGGGGUUGGAGUUCGAGGGCGUCCGUGGUGCAAAUGUGUUCCCGCGAAACAUCGAUGAUGCGGUUCAGAAAAUGCGCGUUGUCGAGCAACGAUCUAUCCGAUUCCGCGAUGUAGUAGGCCAAGUCGAGCAGGAUCAAGAUCAACAAGACGAAAGCACAGCGCAACGGCGGCAAUCGCAAACACAAACACCGUCAGAAUUACCUACCUUUAUACCGCCUACCCACUACAAGGAUAUCCCACCCUACGCACAAGGCCGUCUCGUGCACCGAUCUGAACCCGAUUUGAAGACACAUACGUCGUACCUUGUUUUCGCCGUCUUGCCACGCGAGUGGAGUGAAGAGGACGAGCGUAAAUGUGUGGAGAAAUGGCCGAGUCAGACUGUGGAUGAGGAGGCGGCGCAGCCUGCUAAGGCGAAGAGUCGGAGGCAGAUGAAGAAAGAGGCAAAGGCGGCCGCAGGGGGUGUGAAUAAAGCUGAGGAGGCGAAUAGGUAUGAAAAUGAAGGAUAG